This is a messenger RNA of Lachancea nothofagi CBS 11611, 411 nucleotides long. The record is from the annotation of a GenBank genome assembly. Lineage: Eukaryota; Fungi; Ascomycota; Saccharomycetes; Saccharomycetales; Saccharomycetaceae.
AUGGCUAGAACUAAGCAAACAGCAAGAAAGUCUACUGGUGGUAAAGCACCAAGAAAGCAAUUGGCCUCCAAGGCUGCCAGAAAGUCUGCGCCAUCUACCGGUGGUGUCAAGAAGCCUCACAGAUAUAAGCCUGGUACCGUUGCCCUAAGAGAAAUCAGAAGAUUCCAAAAAUCCACUGAGCUUUUGAUCAGAAAGUUGCCUUUCCAAAGAUUAGUGCGUGAAAUCGCACAAGACUUCAAAACCGACUUGAGAUUCCAAUCUUCCGCCAUCGGUGCCUUGCAAGAAUCUGUCGAAGCUUACCUAGUUUCGCUAUUCGAAGACACUAACUUGGCUGCCAUCCACGCCAAGCGUGUGACCAUUCAAAAGAAGGACAUCAAAUUGGCUAGAAGAUUGAGAGGCGAAAGAUCCUAA